Hemibagrus wyckioides is the source of this 989-nucleotide messenger RNA. RefSeq lists its product as uncharacterized. The record is from RefSeq and is a predicted model, not a curated record. Bases 96 to 917 code for a protein of 273 amino acids. NCBI's taxonomy places the organism in Eukaryota, Metazoa, Chordata, Actinopteri, Siluriformes, Bagridae. The transcript has 6 exons.
CAGCGAUAAACUUUUCAGAAAGGCUAUAGAGAAACGAAGCGAGAACGUUUUUGUUUGUUGUCUUGUUUUAUUUUGUUUAGACAGUGUGGUGUGUAAUGGCCAAGCGCAAUUUUGCUAACACCAGUAGCGGUGCUGCUCAUGUUUAUGUUCAUCCUCAGGCUUUACACACAAACAGCUGUAAGAAUGCACCACUUCCUCCUCUUCUACAGAGACGAGUUCCCGGACUCCCACGUUACAGCAUCACCUCCCACACGGAGCAUGACCCCAAACCUGUGGAGAGUGUUUUGAGAAACGUCAUCUAUUCGAAACCGGCUCCACACUGGCGCACGCAUUUCCUCAAUGGCUUGGCUCAGAAGCUGCGAGACAGUGAAUCAGUCAGACUUGCCUCUGUGCCAUCUGUCAGUGAGAUGCGAGAUCAGUACAGUGGACGAUCAGCACUGUACGAGCCUCUGGAUCCUCACUACAGGGUGCUGCAGACACUGCAUGGACAAAUCCAUCAGUCUUCGGUUCUGCUGCCCAGAGAGCCGGAGCUCAGCACCGCACACGCGGACUACAGGCGCUUCAGCAGGUCUGAAUUGGCUCAUCUCUCCCCCUCAAAUGCUUCACCAAUCCAUGGACACUUCACCAAGAGUGCCCCACUGCCCCGCCUCCAGGCUCACAAGGCCCCGCCCAGCGCAUCCUCUCAGCUCCAGUUGCCCUGCCCACCCGUACCGAUACCCCACGGAGGCAGAAGCAGCGUGUACAUGGAUAGUUUCCAUGUACCUGCGCCUCUGCCCAUGUCCUCUGACACCUCCAUGACUGUCCUUGCUGGGACAGAGGAGAAUGGGCGGAGCUUACUGCAGCACAUCCUGGGCGUGCCUGAGAUGUACAACACAGAGAACCAGACGUAUGGGAAAGGGAGGAUGGUGCUGGUGUAAGAUAGAGUACACCGCAUCCAUUAUUCACCAGAUCUAGCCAUUUUUAUCCACUCACUUAAUAAUAAAUGUUCA